Messenger RNA from Bufo bufo (common toad), 1430 nucleotides. Its product is annotated as sulfotransferase 6B1-like. Gene Ontology annotation, molecular function: sulfotransferase activity. The transcript has 7 exons. The record is from RefSeq and is a predicted model, not a curated record. Bases 17 to 937 code for a protein of 306 amino acids. Gene Ontology annotation, biological process: sulfation. NCBI's taxonomy places the organism in Eukaryota, Metazoa, Chordata, Amphibia, Anura, Bufonidae. Gene Ontology annotation, cellular component: cytoplasm.
CGCACACUAGUCAAAGAUGACUGAUUCUAAGCAAACAGGUAAAAAUGAUCAUCAACUAUUAAUGGAAAUCAUGCAUUCAACUACCAAAACUUCACCUGAAGACUUGCUGAUGAAUUAUAAGGCGAUGCUGUAUCCGAGUGUUAUUUGCAGUGUGGAGAUGUUUCAAGCACUGGAAACUUUUGAGGCCAGAGAAGAUGAUUUAUUGAUUGCAACCUAUCCUAAAAACGGAACAAAUUGGAUGAUCCAGAUACUGCAUGAAAUGGUGUCCAUAGUUCACAAUAGAGAAUCAUUGCUAGAUACUGCAUGGAUUGAAUUUGGAAAUCCAGAAAUGCUUGCGAGAUUUAAAGACCGCCCUUCACCAAGAAUCCUGUCAACACAUUUAAACUUCAAAAAUAUUCCAAAGUCUAUUUUUGAAAAGAAAGUUAAGAUAUUGCUGCUUGUUCGAAACCCAAAAGACACGGCUGUCUCCUAUUAUAAUUUUCAUAAUAAACUGCCUGCUCUUCCAUCCUAUAACUCUUGGGACUCGUUUUUUAAGGAUUUUACAAAUGGAAAAGUGGUUUUUGGGCAGUAUUUUGAUUAUUUGGAAACUUGGGAGAAACACUUCAAUAACAAGACUAUGAUGGCAAUUACAUUUGAAGAAAUGAAAAUGGACUAUCCAACAGCACUGAAAAAAAUAUCUGAAUUCUUUAGACUUUCAUUGACCGAGGAACAAAUUAAUUUGGUAGCAAGCCGUACUUCUUUUAACUCUAUGAAAGUCAAAUCUGAAAAUACUCAUGGAAAGCUAGGUGACUCCUUCUUCAGAAAAGGAGAUAUUGGAGACUGGAAGAAUUAUUUUACUGAAGAUCAGAGCAAAGAGGUGGAUGCAAUGUUUGAUAAAUAUCUUGCAGAUACUAAAUUGGGAAAGAUGAUAAACUAUGACAAGUACUGCAAGUUCUAGAAAUUUCAGAAGAUAGAAGUAGCCCUUAACUAAAGUUGUAUUUGAUCAUUACUCAAUGUGACAAUCAAAGAAAUUUUGUCUUAGCUAUGAUUACCUUGUUUAAUUGUUUUACAAUUUAUAACGGAGCUGAAAUUAAAGAAGCACUCUUUUAGACACCCAUACAUUUUGUACUCUUUCAUUAUGGGCCCAUGGGUCAUGUGAUCUACAGUCUGAUGAUCACCAGCAAAAAGUUUGUUCCCCUGUUUAGACAGGUCAGUCUCUCCUGUGUGGCUUACUUUCUGUGAACUACAAGAUUACAUCAUCAUCUAUAAAAUCCCCCCUGGCAGCUCUCAGGCACCUCCUCUCCUCACCUGACCCCUUGAUCAUCUGUACAUUCUCCCAUCAGACCCGCUUCAGUCAUGAGGCGAGAUGAGUAUCUCACAUCAGGUGGCGGCCGGCCUGUCUCUGAGGGGAGCAGCAGUUUACAGCAGGACACAAGAGCUUAUGGCUCCUG